CCAGUCUCUCUCGCUCUCUCCGUACAUUACCUCCCCACUUUUCUUCCUCUGCCCAGCGACGUCAAUUUUCAUUGGAUAAAGCGGUGGCAUAAACGCCAGGAAUAUCGAGGUUCUGGUUUCUCCACGUCGUUUAGUUGUAAAUUUUUUAACCCAUUGACAAGUUGUUUAUUUUUUAGGGCAUUGGUAGUCCACGUCGCCGGCUGGAUCCAACCAGUGGUGUUUACGUUCCUUUACAUUACCGUAAACUGUAAGAGGUUUUGCUUUAUGAAUGAACAACGAGAAGGAAAUACACGGGAUUGUGAAACUCUCCAACCGCGGUCGCGGGGAGCGAGUCACCGAUAUGAGGGAUUAGCGUCCUCAUACCCGGUACUCAUUGCGGAAAAGCCUCUCACUGCGGACCCAUGUGAAAACGCACGGUGGGAGAACGUGCUCAAUAGGCAUUGACCAGCGGAAAACCGUGGUGACCAUGUCCAUUCAUAUUGUUGCGCUGGGCAGUGAGUGCCCCGGGGGAGUGGGGCCAGGAGAAGAGGCCAUGGGUCAGGGCCAGCUCCAGGGGGGCCUGCUGUGGAGUUAUUUGGGCCACGGCGCCAUGGCCGGAGGGCCUGAGGAGAGCAGCCUGUCCAACCCGGCCUUCAUGGAGUACACGUCCCACGUUUUUGGAGACGUCACUGUGGUGGUGCAGGACUGCCCUAGCUGGGAUCUGUUGGACAGUGACUGGGCCAGUGUGCGGAGCGUUCUAGAACAGGCUGACAUCCUGGUCAUCAAGUACUCGAUCAACGACAAGCUGGCCUUCCAGCAGGUGCGCAACGGUUAUGCCCCUAGACUCCGCCCCCUGCUACGUCACUGGGGCGUGCCCGUCAUUUUGGUUGCUGUGGGCGCCCGCCUAAACGAUGAGGGGCCCCCCUGCACAUGCCCCCUGUGUGCAUCAGACUGGAGCAGCUGUGUCCCCCAUAGUGAGGGCCUGCAGCUCUCUAGGGACCUGGGGGCCACUUACCUGGAGCUGCCCUCCCUCAACCACGUCUUUGUGGGUCGCUACUUUGGCAGCGUGCUGGAGUACUUCAUGAUUCAGUGUUUGAAGCAGAAGGCCAAAGAGAGGCCAGAGAAGAGGCGGGGCAACAAGAUGAAUGAGCCCCAUCCCCCUCAUCUGGAACAGCCAGCGCGUCUUCCCCCCAUCCGAGUGGAGGAGUCCAGCUUCUCUAAGGACCUACAGUGGCUGCUGGAGCGUGGCAUCCAGUUCGCCGACGUGGCCUUCUACUCCGGGGACUCUGGGAAGGAACUGGGCUGGGGGCACGCCGCUGUGCUCUGUGCCGUCAGCCCCUAUUUCAGACAGCUGCUGCUGGGCCCCAAGGCCAGGGAGAGGCCCAUAUCACGCUGCGCCUGCCGGGGGGAUGGCCGGGGGGAUGGCCGGGGGGAUGGAGGCCCCCCAUCGCUGCUCUCCACCUGGGAUGGGGGCCUGGGCAUGGAGGACGGGUCGCGGCCCGACGGGCAUCUGGCCGGACGGCUAUCACGCCUGGUGGUGAAGGACCCACUGCUGUGCCUGUGCCUGUGGGAGACACUCAUGUUCCUCUACCGAGGGGCGUGGGAGUGGGAGCACCUUCAGGAGGCUGUGGGGGAGAAGCUGAAGAACUCUCUGGCCGUGGCUCAACUCAUGGACCGCAUCCGCUCCUUCCUGGGCAGAGACAAGGGCCCCAGGGACACGCCUAAUGCUCGUCCCCCCCAGCUUGGUCCUCAGUCUCUGGUCAACCUCUUCAACUCUCCUCUCUACUCUGAUGUCAUCUUCAUGGUGCAAGGGAGUGUGUUACCAGCUCACCGGGCGGUCCUGGUGGCUCGCUGCGAUGUCAUGGCGGCCAUGUUCAGCGGGAAGUACGCGGAGGCACGGAGUCGGGUGGUGCCCAUCCACGGAGUCUCCUCUGACACCUUCCUCUCCUUCCUGGAGUAUCUCUACACAGACACCUGCUGUCCCGCCAGUGUGUUGCAGGCGAUGGCCGUGCUGGUCUGUGCAGAGAUGUACCAGGUGAAGCGCCUGCAGCACCUGUGUGAGGUGUGUGUGUGUGCCUACCUCCAAAGCAUGCCUAGCCGAGAGCUGGCAUCAACUGGCAUCAGUGUGAUCCGCCUUCUCCGUAGGGCUAAGUGCCACAAUGCAGAGCAGCUGUACGUAUGGCUCCUCCACUUCAUAGCCAAUAACUACCUAAUCUUCAGUCACAAGCCAGACUUCCUGGAGCUCUCAGAGGAGGAGCGGGAACAGGUGGAGAGACUGCGCUGGCCUUCCCGAGGGUACCUGCAGGAACUGAGCGAGUACCAGCAGCGUCGACGCAAACUCAAGAAGUCCCGCUGCCUCGUCAUGUGA
Molecule: messenger RNA, 2347 nt
Organism: Coregonus clupeaformis (lake whitefish)
Lineage: Eukaryota; Metazoa; Chordata; Actinopteri; Salmoniformes; Salmonidae
Product: rho-related BTB domain-containing protein 3-like
Exons: 12
Coding region: 467-2347 (626 amino acids)
Biological process (GO): proteasome-mediated ubiquitin-dependent protein catabolic process; regulation of proteolysis
Cellular component (GO): cytoplasm
Molecular function (GO): ubiquitin protein ligase binding
Source: RefSeq, a predicted model, not a curated record